UUAUUGCUUUGUUUAAGCAUUGAAAAAGCUUCCAAUCAACCGGAUAUAUUUAUUUUAGAAAGCAUUUGUUUUACACUAAAUUUAUUUUUCUCUGUUAUACAACCUUUUAUUUUCUUAUUUUUAUUUUUAUUAAUUUUUAGUGUAAUAUUUUUUAUUUUUAGUAAAUAAAAAUAUUUUUUGAAGUGAAAAUAAAUUAAUAAGAAAUAUUAAAAAUCCAACAAAAAAUGGCUUUUUCACCAACUCUAACCCGUUCGUAUUCUGUCACGAAAAUGAGCGAACUUGAACGUCGACCAGCUCCCUCGUUAGCCCGCUCAUCCUCCCUCUAUGAUGUCAACAAAUAUGAGCGUUCUCUUGAACGUUUUACCCCCGCACGUUCAUUUUUAGUUCACAAUGAUUCAACUCCUUUAUGGUCCCACACUUUCUAUAGAGACAUUGGAGAACAACCUCGUUAUUAUAGACCUUCCUAUUUGAUGGACAAUCAUUGGUGGGAUAAAUAUUAUUAUUUCUCUCCUCUCUAUAAAGGCACACAGCCAUAUAAACGACAUUAUGCUAGCCAUCACAUAACGUUCCCAUGCACUUGGAACACACCACACGUUUAUUGGGGACGUUCUAAAGGCUAUUGGUAUGAUUCAGACGAUGAUUACUCUCCUCUCUAUCGUCGCUUAUAUGACCCUCAUACCGGAGAUUCUCCCUAUCUUCAACGCUUCUGGAAACGUUACAAUUCACAUUUGUUAUACAACGAUGUUUAUUAG
Messenger RNA from Meloidogyne enterolobii, 752 nucleotides. NCBI's taxonomy places the organism in Eukaryota, Metazoa, Nematoda, Chromadorea, Rhabditida, Meloidogynidae. The record is from the annotation of a GenBank genome assembly.